This is a messenger RNA of Brienomyrus brachyistius, 2668 nucleotides long. RefSeq names its product dihydrolipoamide branched chain transacylase E2 (gene dbt). Gene Ontology annotation, cellular component: mitochondrion; cytoplasm. Gene Ontology annotation, molecular function: acetyltransferase activity; lipoic acid binding. The record is from RefSeq and is a predicted model, not a curated record. Bases 107 to 1585 code for a protein of 492 amino acids. The transcript is spliced from 11 exons. NCBI's taxonomy places the organism in Eukaryota, Metazoa, Chordata, Actinopteri, Osteoglossiformes, Mormyridae.
GCGUCUGCAGCUAGACCCUCCUUUUCAAUGCCGGCGUGGGAUUGGUGUUUGUAGUGGGGCGUGAAUAUUGCGUUAGUUCCGGCCGAGCGAAGAAUUCGGGCUAAAGAUGGCGGCAUUUGUAACAUUUAGAGGUUCAUUUACAUUAAUGAGACGUUUGCUUUCUCCACUGUACUAUAAACAUUGCUGCUCAAGAGUGCAAGUCGUUCGACCAGCAUUUUCAGCCUAUCGCAUUCACUUCAUUCGCCUGCCAUAUAGGAGUUUUAAGACAAGUCAUUGUAAUCCCGUCCCGAUUUUCCAAUUUAAACUUUCGGACAUUGGGGAGGGCAUCCAGGAGGUGACGGUGAAAGAAUGGUAUGUGAAGGAAGGGGACAAGGUGUCCCAGUUCGACAGCAUCUGCGAAGUGCAGAGCGACAAAGCCUCAGUGAUGAUCACCAGCCGUUACGACGGCAUCAUCCGUAAGCUUUACUACGAUGUGGACUCCGUCGCGCUGGUGGGGACGCCGCUCGUGGACAUCGAAACCGAGCCGACUGAGGAGGAAGCUCCAGAAAAGGAUGUCGUCGAAACACCAGCCAUGUCCCAUGAAGAACACACCCACCAGGAGAUCAAGGGACACAAGACUCUGGCUCCACCGGCUGUCCGCCGCCUGGCCAUGGAGAACAACAUUAAGCUGAGUGAGGUAGUGGGGACAGGAAAAGAUGGGCGUAUCUUGAAAGAGGACAUCCUCAACUACCUGUCCAAGCAGACCGGCGCCAUCCUGCCCCCCACUCCGUACCAGGAGAUCCAGCCGCCACCACCCUUGGCGGCCCCUUCGGCAGCAAAGCAGAAGGACAGGGCCCCUCCUGGGGUCACCCGGCCUGUGUUACAUAGACCAGUGUUAACAGGAAAGGACCACAUAGAGCCCCUCAAAGGGUUCCACAAAGCGAUGGUGAAAACAAUGACUGCAGCACUGAAGAUCCCACACUUCGGAUACUGUGAUGAGGUGGACAUGAGCAAGCUGAUGCGUCUGCGCUCCGAGCUGAAGGACCUGGCUGAGUCGCGGGGCAUCAAGCUGACCUACAUGCCAUUUUUCAUUAAGGCAGCCUCCUUAGGCCUUCUACAGUACCCCAUCCUCAACGCCUCCCUGGACGACAGCUGCCAAAACAUCACCUACAAGGCAGCGCACAACAUCGGCCUGGCUAUGGACACACCGCAGGGCCUUCUCGUGCCCAACGUGAAGAACGUGCAACUGCUGAGCAUCUUUGACAUUGCGGUUGAGCUCAACCGUCUGCAGUCCCUUGGCACAUCGGGGCAGCUUGGUACCAGUGACCUCACCGGAGGCACCUUCACCAUCUCUAACAUCGGCUCGAUCGGGGGCACCUAUACGAAGCCCGUUAUCCUGCCUCCUGAAGUGGCCAUUGGAGCACUGGGGAAAGUGCAGGUCCUGCCUCGGUUUAACUCCAAAGGUGAGGUGGUGAAAGCGCACAUCAUGAACGUCAGCUGGUCCGCUGACCACCGCAUCAUUUACGGGGCGACCAUGUGCCGCUUCUCUAACCUUUGGAAGUCCUACCUGGAGGACCCAGCCACCAUGGUCUUCGACCUCAAGUGAUCGUGCAGCACUUGUUGCCACCUGAACUGAAGUGACCAGAGAUGUCUGAUGAUAUAGAUUGACUUUAUUCGGACUUUGCCCCCAGUUUUUCUGUCCUAAUCACCCCCCCUCACUGCUGUUAAUGGGGUCAUAACACAUGAUAUGCGUUUGCGGCAUUCUUAACACUGAUCCCAUUGUAGGGACCUCAUUGCCUUCAGGUUUGACUUGACAUGCCUUCCUGUUGUCUUGCGUACCGAGUCAUGAGUUCUAUGUUAUCUUAGAUUCGAGCUGCAGUAUGUCCGUGGCAUGCUCGUCAGUAUAAGGUCAAUAGGUUGCCUACCCUAUGGGGCAGUCGGUAGAACAAUUGUUAAACACACAGAUGUGCAAUGUGAAGGUUGCUGGUUCGUGUCCUGCAAGGGACAUGGCUGGUAGACUAUGAAAUAUUAUUUUAAACUGAAUUACUCUAGUUGAUAUCUGACUAUAUGAACGUGGUGUGAUAAUCAUGGUGAAUUUCUUUGGGUAAAAGCAUCGAGCUGUCUGCUUGUGUGCUAUCACUUAGCUAUCACUUAGCUAUCACUCAGAGGGGUGGGACCCUCAGGGUACAUGCCAAUAAUGUAAACAGCCAGUAAUGUAAUAACUGCCAAUAAUAAAAUUUCAAAAUUAAAGUAAUAACUUUACGCACAAAAAGCAAUUACAUUAUUGACUGGGUAUGACAUUAUUGGCUGGUAUAGCAACCAAUAAUAACGAUUAUUAAUGUAUUAAAAUGAUUACAUUAUGGGAUGUGAAUUCCCUGUUGCAAUAGCUUUUUUUCUGGCAUAUUCACUGCAUUCCCCAUUUAAUAAUCACGAUGUUGCUCUAUUUGGUAGUCCCCCCGCCCAAGCAGCUACUUUUUUUUUAUUUUAGUUUCUAGUAGUCGCUGUACUCAUUACAUUAUUAAUUACUGGGGAAUAAUGGACACAUGAUUUCCGGAGAUUAGUGCUGUUGUGGUUCCCAGCCCUAACCACCUGUAGCCACCGUUUAGAUUCUGAUGCAUUUCUUGAGUGGAUGUGUAAUGCUGGGUGAGUGUGGAUUAGGUUUUAAUAAAUUUGUGGUGUCAGAUCUGUG